Naegleria gruberi is the source of this 1686-nucleotide messenger RNA. RefSeq lists its product as uncharacterized. Gene Ontology annotation, cellular component: SCF ubiquitin ligase complex. Gene Ontology annotation, molecular function: protein binding. Bases 1 to 1686 code for a protein of 561 amino acids. NCBI's taxonomy places the organism in Eukaryota, Heterolobosea, Eutetramitea, Acrasida, Naegleriidae. The transcript has a single exon. The record is from RefSeq and is a predicted model, not a curated record. Gene Ontology annotation, biological process: SCF-dependent proteasomal ubiquitin-dependent protein catabolic process.
AUGCAAUCACAUCAAGAACACGGUGAAUCGGAGGAAGCCGAUUAUUCCAUUCUUCCAAUGGAUGUCAUUCUGGAAAUUUAUUCCUUUCUCACAUUAAAAAAGAAACAAUUCGAAACUUUACAAUCAAAUGCUAAUUUACUACAUAUUCUUUUCGGAUAUAAAAAUUGGGAUUCUAAUAGAUUAAUUUAUUUUUUGUAUAAACAUUUUCAUAUUAAAUCCAAGUUGGAAAUUGAUAAUUAUUUAAUCAAUUCGAUAUUUAAAUUAGCGACUGGAAUUAAAAUUGAACAAUUUCAGAUUCGGGAUGAAAAUUGUUUGGCCCUUGAGAAGAAUCAACAAUUGAAGAGAUUUGUUUAUACAGGAAGUCAAAAACACUUCAAUUCUAAUAUGUGUGAAUCAUUAUCUCAUUGUAAAUCUUUGAGAUUUUUAAAGUUGAACACUGUCUAUGACACUUCCUUCAAGAUUUUAUUUAAUACUUUACCUAAAUUAAGAUUUUUAUAUGUAUCUACUGGAUUCCAAACUCAAAAUUUAGUUGAUUUUAAUUUUGAUGGAAUUGUUUAUGAGGAUUCAGAAUUGAGACAAAUAGUAUUAUCAUCAAUUUAUGGAUUUUCUGAUGAACAUCAAUUAUGUAAUUUAUUCAAGUUUCCUAAAUUGGUUAUUCUCUAUCUGGAAAAUCAAAAUAUUACAAAAGAAUCAUUUAAAUUUGCUUAUCUGAACUGUAAAGAAUUAUGUUUUGAUAAGUGUUACAAAUUGACUGACGUUGGAGCUAAUGCCUUGUCUAAAACUAAUUGCCCAAAUUUGGAAACUUUGAAAUUGUCAGCGUGUUCAAUAAGAAGCCAAGGACUAAAGUCACUAUUCCAUCCAAACAAUGCUCAAUUGUUGAAUCAGCUUAAAUACUUGGAAAUGAGCAAGAAUUUGAUGGUUGGAACUGCUUUACAAAAUUUAAAAAAUUUCCAAUUUGAUAAUUUGGAAACUGUUGAUUUCAAUUAUUGUUCAAACCUUUCAGAUGUUGGUGUCAAGACACUUGUCAAAUCAAUAUGUAAAACUGUCAAGAUUUUGAAAUUGAAUCAGUGUGGAAUAACCUUUGAUGGAUUUAGUUAUAUUUUAGAAAAUUGUUCUAAACUUCACAAACUUCAACUUGUAUCCAAUGCCAUAACAUUCCCAAACGUUGGAGAUGAUAAUUAUAUUACCAUAGAUCCAAGUAGAUAUGAAAACUUGAAAUUAAUCAAAUUGGAAGAUAACAAAAUUACCAACAUUGAUUGGUUAUUAGAACAUUUACCUAAAAAAUUGGAUUUCCUCAAUUUGAGUGCCAACCCAAUUGGAAAUCAAGAAGCCAAAAGGAUUAUUGCUCAUCCAUGUGAGAUUACCUAUCUCACUCUUGAGAAAUGUAACUUGACUGAUGAAUUUAUAUUGGAAACUAAAUUAUCUCAAGAACAAAUUCCAUGUUUACAAGCAUUCAGAGUUAUUGGAAAUGAUUUUACAGAUGAUGCCAUUCAAAAACUCAUUGAACAACAACCUCAACUCACCAGACUAUUCCUAAGUGGAAAUGCACGCCUCACAAAUAAGACCAUUGAUACAAUUGUAAACUCCAAACUUGAAUUACAAGUUUUAUGGUUGGAAAAGUGUCCUCUCAUUUCCAAAGAAAAACAAAAGGAAUGUAGUGCAAAGUAUGAUAUUGUCAGAUUUUAA